Kuraishia capsulata CBS 1993 is the source of this 2295-nucleotide messenger RNA. RefSeq lists its product as uncharacterized. Gene Ontology annotation, molecular function: ubiquitin protein ligase binding. The transcript has a single exon. Gene Ontology annotation, biological process: protein ubiquitination; SCF-dependent proteasomal ubiquitin-dependent protein catabolic process. Gene Ontology annotation, cellular component: SCF ubiquitin ligase complex. The coding region runs from base 1 to 2295 and encodes 764 amino acids. Lineage: Eukaryota; Fungi; Ascomycota; Pichiomycetes; Pichiales; Pichiaceae. The record is from RefSeq and is a predicted model, not a curated record.
AUGACCGAAAAACUACCAGAUUCAGACAACAUAAACGAUACGUGGGCUUUUGUUGAGCCCGGGUUAUCGACAAUUCUCGGAGAUGAUCUCAGUGCAGAUCUCGGCAUUCGCAUGUACACCAACAUAUACACUGCAAUCUUUGACUAUUGCACCACUAGAUCGCGUGAGCAGAACGAAGCAGGCCGAAUUGAGCUUGUGGGCGGAGAGAUUUACAAUCGGCUGCGGAAGUUUCUUAUCCGCUACGUUCAGGAGAUGAGCAAGAGCAGUAAUGAGACGUUUUUGCACUUUUACGUCAGGCGGUGGAGGAGGUUCAUCAUCGGAUCAGAGCGUUUGGCCGAUGUUAUGGACUAUCUGAACAGGUUCUGGAUCCCCAAAGAAAAGGCCGCCGGAAGAGGCGAUAUCUACGAUGUUAACACACUGUGUCUCUUGACAUGGAGAGACUAUGUUUUUGAUGAGCACCAGGAGGAAUUGGUGAGGGAGAUCUUGGAUAUCAUCGAAGAUCAGAGAUUAGGCAAGGCUGGGGUCAACACCGAUAUCCAGGUUGCUAUUAAAUCUUUUGUUUCGCUUGGAUUUGAGCUUUCUGACUUCAGAAAGAAGAACUUGUCGAUUUACAUGAGCGCAUUUGAAACGCCGUUUUUGCGUGAGACGGAGAACUUUUAUCGCAAGGAAUCCAGGGAGUUUCUCCAGAACAACUCCGUGGUGGAUUACAUCACCAAGGCGGAGGCGAGGUUGUCGGAGGAAAACACUCGUAUCACUGCAUUACUGGAUGACCACACCAAGAAGCCUCUCAAUCACUGUCUCAACAACGUUUUGAUUUGGUCACAUUCGGAGGAGAUCAACGCUCAAUUACAUCCGCUGCUGGACCAGGUAAGACUGGACGACGUCAAGAAAUUGUAUGGUUUACUUUCCAGGGUUCCUACCACCCUCGAGCCUUUGCUCAACAAUUUUGAAGACUACGUCAAACAGCAGGGCCUGAAGGCCAUUGUCGAACUCAAGGCCAAAAUCGACGCUGCCGAGCCUGUUAAGGGCAGAAAGCCCGAGGUUGAUGCUGGAUCAUACAUCCGCACCAUGGUGAGCGUCUACAAUAAGUUUGCCAACGUUGUGGCCACAUCGUUUGGAUUCAGCGACUACUUUGUCAAGUCGCUUGAUACAGCAUGUUCUGCUUUCAUCAACGUCAAUGCCAUCGCCAUUCCCAACCCAAGAGUCCCAUCGCGGACCUCUGACUAUCUGGCCAGAUACGCCGACGAAAUGUUGAAGAAGAAGAAUGACGCCGAGAGAAGCAGCACCAUGAACAUCGAAGAUCUCAUGACCGUGUUCAAGUUCCUGUCUGACAAGAAUGCAUUUGAGAUCAGAUACCGCAGACUGUUGGCCAAAAGACUGCUUUCGCCCACGACAAACGAGGAGGACGAAGAAGAAAUUAUACAGAGAUUGAAGGAUGUUAGUGGAGGAGAAUACACCCAUAAGAUGACGUUGAUGUUUUCAGAUAUCAAAAACUCGAAGGAUUUGCGGGUCUGGUUCUACGAGACUGUCAAGACUGACCCCAUUGCCGACCAAAUUAUCCCCGAUUUUGAGAUGAAUGUUUUGGGCCAAAACUCGUGGCCAUUCUCGCAGUUCAAAGAAGCGUUCAUUCUGCCGGAUGAGUUCCUUCCCACAGUACAGAAGUUUGAGGAUCUCUACAAGGAGAAGCACAGUGGUAGAGAGCUCAAAUGGCUUUGGAACCUUUGUAAAGGUGAGCUCAAGGCAAGGCUCUCGAAACCUGGAAAACCUCCUUUUAUCUUCACAGUGACACUUUUCCAGAUGGCUAUCAUCUUGAGAUUCAACGAAAAAGAUACAUUGUCAGCGGAGGAACUGCUGGAGGCCACAGGCUUAACACCGGAGAUAUUCGCCAUCAAUGUUGCGCAGUUAAUAAGAGGAAGAUUGCUUAUCCAAUCUCCCGAGGGCCCAGAAAACAUCUCGAAGCCAUCCACAAAGUACACGAUAGUCAAAGACUACAAGAACAAGCGAGUCAAGGUGAAUUUUGCGCUCGGAGUCAAGGCCGAUGUCAAACAGGAGAGCGACGACACCACCAAGGAGAUCGAUGAAAGUCGCAGAUGGUGGCUGAAGGCAUGUGUGGUGAGACUGAUGAAGUUUAAGCACAAGCUCACUUACAACGAGCUGAUCUCGGAGGUUAUUCUCCAGUCUGCCAACAGGGUUCAGCCAGAGAUCAAGGAGAUCAAGCAGGUGAUAGAGGGCCUGAUCCAAGACGAUUAUCUUGGUCGUCUGGAUGAUGGAACUACCUUACAAUAUCUAGCAUAA